AUGUUCAAUGGAGCGACCAAAUACAACACGGUCUCGAGCAAUGGUGGACAAAAAGUGCAAUAUAGAUGGAUGUCCAAUGGUUCGGCGAAUUUGAAUGGCCCCGAGACUCCAACAGCGCCACAGAAAACCCAAUUGGGCAAGAUUCUUGCUGGAGGAGGGGCUCGUGUUCUCAAACUGGUGACCGAGGUGGGAAGGGGACCAUUGAUGAAUACCCAACGAGGCGAGGAAAUCACUAAGGAUUUCCUCGAUUCAGCUACUAAAGAGAAAGAAGAGCUACAGGAUUUGAACAGCCGUCUUGAACACUACAUCUUACAAGUGCAAACAUUGGAAAUCGAAAAUCGAGCACUCGUUGAAGAACUGGAAAAGUCACGAAGCACUUGGGGAGCGGACACAUCGAGGGUGAAAAAUGAGUUUCAUGCAGAGCUUAUCGAAAAACAAAGAAAGUAUAAAGAUUUGUGCAUCAUGAACGCCAAGCUCGAGGCUCAAAUCAUCGAAAGGAAGACGGAAAGGGAGCAGACUCGUUCAGCUUAUCGUGAAAUCUCGGUAAAGAAUAAAAGCAAGACGCUAGAAUAUGAACAAGUGAAAUAUUCUGUCGAUGAAGCUGAACAGGAUCUGGUCAAUCUUAAAGAGAGAGAGAAGCAAUUGAAUGAGGAAAAAGCUUGGCUAAUCGAGGAUAUUAAGCUACAACGUGUCAAGCUUGAGAAAGAGCGAGAGAAUGCGAGCCAAGAGCGAAUGAAUCGAGUCGAGGCUCAAUUCGAAGUGCAAAGGCUCGUCGCUGAGCUUGAGUCAUUGAGCAAAAUUCACGAACAAGAGGUCUACGAACUGCAGCUUCUUCUUUCGAAAGCGCCCGUCAAAACCCGAGAGAUCUUCCGUGAUAAGCUCGCCUUAGCGAUUAGAGACAUCAAGAAAGACUAUGAAUACCUAGCCAUGCAAGAGAAGAGAGAAAUGGAGAGCUGGUACAAGCUACGGGUAUCUCAAGUUCAAUCACUUUCGGGCCAUGUAGCUUACGAUGGCAGUGUUCAUCACGAGGAGAUCUCCAAAAUUCGCCAUAGCGUUGUCGAGUUUCGGGCUAGAUACGAGAUCUUGGAGGAAAAGAAUCGAACCCUCGAGCGCACAUAUCAAACACUCAUCUCUAAGCUCAACAAAGAUCGUGAGUCGCACGAGACAGCCAUUUCAAAUGGUGAUGCGGAAUUACGCCAAUUGCAUACUGAAAUACAGAAGCUUUAUCUUGAGCUCGAGGAGAUCCGCAAUACUAAACUGAUUCUUGACGCCGAGAUCGCAAUCUAUCGAAAAAUGGUUGAGGCCGAAGAGUUCCGUUUCCGUCGGGUCGGCGCGGUCACGCCAAGGCCAAAAAUAAUCGAGGAGGAGCGAGAAAGCCAACAAAUCGAGGAACAUACGACAAUUGUCCGUUUAGAAUGCAAUAGCGUCGACAACAUCGUCUUCGACAAAGUCGACUGGGAGAAUGGAUGCUACAUCGUACUCCACAAUAAGAGUGAACGUGAUGAUGGCGACAUCAGCGGAUAUACUAUUACACGUCAUUUACCAAAAAAUGAGAUAGUCUCAUUCAAAAUCCCGGCGAACACAAUUCUUCGAGCUGGGGCAAGGCUGACGAUCUACGCCAAAAAUAAGGGCGCUCACUCGCCGCCGACCUCGAUCGUCAAUGAAAACGCGCCCACUUGGGGAGUCGGAUUUCAUGUUGAAACCUUUUUGCGCGACAAGAACAACGUUCAAAAGUCGGCCUACGUAAAGAACACGGCCGAGUCGCACACCAAAUCACCGACGACAUACAGAGAAGCCUUCAAAACAUCAUCACCU
This is a messenger RNA of Mesorhabditis belari, 1815 nucleotides long. Lineage: Eukaryota; Metazoa; Nematoda; Chromadorea; Rhabditida; Rhabditidae. The record is from the annotation of a GenBank genome assembly.